Lagopus leucura (white-tailed ptarmigan) is the source of this 2443-nucleotide messenger RNA. It is a transcript of the gene TNIP3, whose product is annotated as TNFAIP3 interacting protein 3. Lineage: Eukaryota; Metazoa; Chordata; Aves; Galliformes; Phasianidae. The record is from RefSeq and is a predicted model, not a curated record. The transcript is spliced from 17 exons. Bases 438 to 1631 code for a protein of 397 amino acids. Gene Ontology annotation, biological process: cellular response to lipopolysaccharide; regulation of transcription by RNA polymerase II.
ACCUGGUGUUCAUUAAAUCUGGUCUUUCUGGAGCAAGAGUCUUAAAAGGGGGGCAACACAGCUUCUUUUGAUUCUUCUGUAAAACACAAAACCUGCUGCAAACUUCUGAGCUAUUUCCUUUUUUUCCCCAGUGUGAAAGGAUGAAGCCUAUUGAAGUAACCUCACCUUGCUGACUCAGCUAGUCAUAAAUGCAACAGAGCUUCACAUCAGACUGUUCCUCUGAACUACUCUAGGCAAAAAGGGAUGGAGACACAUGAGCAUGAGGAAAGUAAACGGGUCACUGAGACAUGAGCAUGAGGAAAGUAAACAGGGGUCUCUAAUAUCUGGAAAGAAUCUCUAGCAUCUAGAAGAAAAAUCUGAUUCACUGUGAAAAGUUCAAAAGGAAGAAUAAAGAGGCAGAAAAUCUUCUAGAAUUGUGUUCCCAUCAGCAUGUUGAGAUGGAAAGCAGGUGUGAAAGUAAAGAGCUUGAUGUUGAAAUAAGGAACCUGAUAGAGAGGAGUGGUGUUUCCAAGUCGUGUGAGGACUCUGAACUUAUUGCCCAAGGGAGUCUGAACCACCAGAGGACUUCAUGUUCCCCUAAGAUCCACUGUGAGACGAAUGCUCAAGGCCGUCUUGGAAGCACAUGGGCAGACAUGAGUGAGAUGGAAGCUCCAGCAGACCUGCCAGAAUCAAAGCAAGGAUUACCAAACAAACAGAAGACUCUAUUAGCCAACUCUCAGGAACGACAUAUCCUCUCACUGGAAAGACAGAGACAAGAGCUUCUGGAGGUGAACAAGCAAUGGGAUCAUCAAUUUAGAACCAUGAAACAGCUUUAUGAAAAACAGCUGGCAGAAGUGAAAGCAAAACUGCACGUGUCAGAGAAGAGAGUCAGUGAGCUGGAGGAAGAAAGACAUCGACAUCCUCCAGAGAAGGAGAGGUUGCAGAUCCUGGACAGAGACACACCAUCACAGGAAAUGAAAGAAACAAAGGUCCUCAGUGAAGCCCUGCAUGAAAUGAAGGAAGAAAACAAGCUCCUGAAGCAGAAGAAUGCAUCAAUGAUAAGAAAACAAGAGCACUAUGAGUGUGAAAUAAGUCGUCUCAACAAGGCCCUUCUGGAUGUGUUGAAAAAGAACUCGUCUGUUCUUAGGACUCCUUCAGAGACUGGUGACAAGAACAGCUUUGGUGACAUGAGAACCCAACUUGAAGUUCUCAGACAACAGGUACAAAUAUAUGAAGAGGACUUCAGAAAGGAGAGAUCUGACAGAGAAAGACUUAAUGAGGAGAAAGAAGCAUUGCAGAAGGCUAAUGAGAGAUUACAGACUCAACUGAAUAAACUAAACUCACAGAUGAAGACCUGUCUGAAAGGAAAGGAACCACAAGAAAGGCAGUUACAGCAGCAGACAAAAGAUAUUCCAGUACAGUCCAAGAGGCUCACCUACCCACCUCCGCUAUUUCUCUCCCCGUGUGUUAAUUAUGGGAGUUGUGGGUUGCUUCUUCACUAUCAAGAUCCUCGAGUCCACCGAGUGUCUCGCAGAGCACAAGAACAGCAGCAGCACUCGCCAGACUAUCAGUGGUAUGUUCCUGACCAGUUUCCUCCAGAUGUUCAGCACAAGGCAAAGGAUUCAUCAUCAGAGAAAGGAGCCCAUCACUGACAGCCUUUGACCUGAAGAUGUGUACACCCAAGACUGCAAGCUAGUCUUGCAAUUUCAUUAUUUGGUUUUGUUCUGUUUUUCUUUUGGUGUUUUUUUUUUUUUUUUUUUUUUUUUUUUGGUCCCAGCUCCUUAUCUCUUCAGGCAUGUUAUUUAUGCCUUGUGAAAUCCCUGUGAGGACAAUAGAAAAGCUGAUUGUUCAGGCUAGAGAUCCUCACAAUCCACUUAAAACUCCACUGGGAAGCGUUAAUGCCCUUUGUUCUGAAAAUGCUGUUUGUGCUGGCUAUUUGUUAAGAAGCCUUGUGAUAAAAGAUGGAGCUGUUGCUGGGGCUUUGGAAGACAGUUGCAUCUGGUUUGAAUUCAAGAGUUUCCAGCUCUAUAGCGUUGUGAUUCUUUCUGUUUAACAAUUGUAAUUGUUUUUAUUUGAUUCCUGGGAAUGAUUUGUUUAUGGUACCAUCUUGAAUUCUGUAGGUUUUCUUGGUUGUGUGUAAAAAAGGAAAUGCACUUCACUGUUUUAACAUGUUUGUGCAAUUGGAAUCAGGUGCCAUUGAUGUUAGGCCAGGCACAUGGUGCCUAUUCCCAUUCUGAGUCCAGGCCAGCCCUCCUUUCAAAACAAUAAUUCUUUUUCUAUUCAUACUUAUUUGUAUCUGUAUAGUUUUUGUGUAAGUAUUUCAUGAGCUUAACUUCACAGUGAAAGCUGAUUUAUAUUUCCAAAGACUUCUUGCAAAGAAUCCCACUGCAAUGAAUCUGAACAUUGUCAUGUGACUUCCAAUCAGAGAAUAAAGCCUGGAUUUCUAAACAAAAUUGUAUUACGA